GUUUUGCGUCUCGAUCUUGACGACGCAUGACUUCUUUGUCGCAAUACCCGCUCCCAGCCCGUGAAUUGCGCAAGCGCCCGACUUCAAUAUGAGAGGAAAGAGAUCGAAGCAGUACCGAAAGCUCAUGGAGCAGUUCUCCAUGACCUUUGGGUUCCGUGAGCCAUACCAGGUUCUUGUGGAUGCGGAGAUGGUGAGGGAUUCAUGCCGAUUCAAGAUGGACCUGGCCCCUGCUUUGCAAAGGACAGUCCAUGGACAAGUCAAGCCCAUGAUUACCCAAUGCGAGAUCCGAAAACUCUACGCCCAAAACAAGGAGUCUGGUGUAGGCGAGGCCAUCGAUCUGGCCAAGACACUAGAGCGACGACGCUGCGGCCAUCAUCCCGACCAGUAUCCCGAGCCGCUGAGCACAGAAGAGUGCAUGAAGUCAGUCGUCGACCCGAAGGGCACGAACCAAAACAAGCAUCGUUACGUUGUCGCCAGUCAAAGCCAAGAAGUCCGAAGAAUGCUACGAGGAAUCAAGGGCGUUCCCUUGAUCUACAUCAAAAGAAGUGUCAUGAUUUUGGAACCAAUGGCGGAUGAGAGUGUGCAGGUUCGGGCACGAGAGGAGAGGGGCAAGUUCCGAGCUGAGCUUAGAGGUUCUCUGGGCAAGAGAAAGCGAGACGAGGACGACGAGGAUGAUGAGAAGGAUGGCGAUGAGAAGCCUAAAGGUGGCGCCGACACCAAAGCAUCACAGGGAGAUGACAAGAAGAAAAAGAAGAAGGGAUAUGGGCGAAAGGAACCAAACCCUCUCUCCGUCCAGAAGACAAAGAAGCAGGAACAACAAAAGCGAGAGCGGCUUCGAAAGCCAGCGGAGUCGGAGAAGAAGGAGUCUGAACAAGAAGGACCGGCUAAGCGCAAGAGACGGCGAAAGGCCAAGACUGAUAGUGCGGCAACUGGGGAGAGCCAAGAGAGCACAGCUCCGGUUGAGGCCGCGAGUGGAGAUAGUUGAGCCGCAGGGUUCUGGACAACAGAGUGAGGGAGAGAUUGUUGGUAGCAUGGCGCAUUGAGGAAAAUGAUCGUUGAUCGCGUUGUAAUGUACGGAUAACGUGCUCGCGCACCGAUACCCCCGAGAAUAGAAACAAUGGUUUGGAAGC
This is a messenger RNA of Ilyonectria robusta, 1130 nucleotides long. RefSeq names its product Fcf1-domain-containing protein. NCBI's taxonomy places the organism in Eukaryota, Fungi, Ascomycota, Sordariomycetes, Hypocreales, Nectriaceae. Gene Ontology annotation, cellular component: nucleolus; small-subunit processome. The transcript has 3 exons. Bases 89 to 985 code for a protein of 298 amino acids. The record is from RefSeq and is a predicted model, not a curated record. Gene Ontology annotation, molecular function: small ribosomal subunit rRNA binding.